AUGAAAGCCACUUUUGCCCGGAUGCAAAAGGUUCGCAAUAUGCGCGGAAACACUGCCACGGUGGAGCAGCCGAAAGUAGUAGUGCCUGUACCGACUGGACCGAGGGACAAACGACAUUUUACUUGGGUAUCUUCACGUGACGCAGAGAUUUAUCCUUUGAUGUUAUGUGUGGCAGUUGGUACCGCGAUUGCCGGUUUCAGUGCUGUCCGUCACCUGAUGUUCGAUCCUGAUGUUAACGUGAGCCGUGACCGGCGCGAGACACCAGCAUGGGAACGCUAUGAGCCCGAGGAAGAAUCUGCUGCACUAAAAGAAGGAACCGGUGAACCGUUCUCGAAACACCUAUAA
Molecule: messenger RNA, 345 nt
Organism: Peronospora belbahrii
Lineage: Eukaryota; Oomycota; Peronosporomycetes; Peronosporales; Peronosporaceae
Source: the annotation of a GenBank genome assembly